UUACAUAAGUGUGUUUAUAAGAUUGUUACCGACGUAAAGGCUAGCUGCCGCCAAUUAGGGUUUAGUUGCAACGUUUAAACCGUGUAUUGCAAAGAUUUAUACAUCUAUAGAAUGCAUGUUAGUAUUGUAGCUAAAACAAACGCCGUAUCGCGAAAACUAGUUUGUUCAUAUGAGCUUGGGUGUACUGCAUUAGAGAAGAGAAAGGCAAGAUGCGCGCCUAUAAAAGAGAGAGGGUGAGAGGUAAAAAGGCGAAAAAAGUUUGCAUCAUCGGUAAAGGUCCAUUGCUGAUACGUCGAUUGCGGCAGUAAUCAAAUCAGUGUCGUAAUCAUACGACAAAGGUACCGCUAAUAUAUGUUACCUCGUAUAGGUAUGAUAGGUUGUCACUGUAAGGUGUAUUCGUGUAGGAAAUUGUUUGUCUUUGAUUCUUGUUAUUAAAUGUAUUUAUAAACAGGAAAAUUUAGACGUCAAGGUUAAAAACUAUGUUGACAUCAACAAGGCGACACAGGUCUGUUGAUACCAGUUCACCUUAUUCCGUCCGUCUACCUUCCGAGUUCGACGAUCAACUAGAAGAAACUCGCGCCACAUCUCCUCAGUCGAAAGGGUUUUCUUUAUCGCCAUACGGAGAACUUAGAUCUACAGAAGACGUUUCCAUACCCGAGGAAAACAUGUCAUCUCCAUUAAACUGUAGUGGGCCGAUCGGCGCCGGUUUCAUUUCCGAUGAUUCUGAAGACAUCAAAAGUGCAGAUGAAUAUAAUGUGAAACCCACACCAGCAGAAGUGUUUUCACCGGACGCAAAAGACGCGCGCGAUUCGGCAGACUCCGUUGCAUCUGUUUCCGAACAAGAUUCUAUGAAAAUCGCUGCAGAUUCUACAAUAGAAGGUGCUCGUGAUCAGUCGAUUAAAGCGCAAUCUGGAGACGUGAUUCGACUGAAUGCAAAAAGGGCAAGAGUUGAGAAUAUUGUGACCAAUAUUAGAGUGAAGCCAGAUCGAGUCUUAUCGCCAACAGCUUCGAGUUCAAAAUCUGAUCAGAAUGCUAUGCGAUCGUCUUCAGCUCCAAUAAACACCUUACCGAAUAGAAAACGACAUUUAAGCGAACAGAUUCGCAGCCUGCAGGAACAAAUUAGUAACCUACAGCACGAAUAUCAUAACGGCACAUCACCAUCAUCGAUGGCGCUAAGCCAGCCCGAUGCAAAAACGAUGAAAGAAACUACUCUUACGUCAGCAAGAGACUCUGAAAGUGAAUUAGUUAAACAAAACAUAGACGAAAUUGUUAAAGCCGCGUCUUCCCCUAGUCAGUUCAUCAGCCAAGCAAUGAAACUAGUUGCAGCAGUUUCGGGUGCAGAAAAAUCUUCUGUUGCUGGUACCGGGGAAAGUAUGGCAGAGGGAUGGGGACACCAGCAACCUAAGAGACAGUGCUUGGAUACAGAUGACGAGUUUGUCGAUUCACCAAUGAAAAUUCAACCACGUUACCAGGCUGCGAUCAAACUGAGCGUGACCGACGCUUUGAAUGAAGAUGAAGUAAAUUCGUCGUACCAAAUACUCGUAAAAACUUUAAAGAAGGAGUUGGCCCUUGCCUUUGAAGCAGUGGCAGAAAAAUCUGCCAAGCGCAUCUUACAGGAGUUAAGGUUGAAGCUGCCAUCAAAUAAGCAAGUUUGCGAUGCAACAGAACACGAUGACGACCAGGAAAGUUCGGUUUUCUACCAAAGUGAUCGACAGCAAAAAAACUUAGGAAACCCUGAAGAUCAUAAUGGGAAAGAACACUUGGAUAGCAAUCUGUAUUCAAGACCCAAUGUUUCUAGUUUCAUUGUUGAAGGUAAACAAGAAAAAAUGCGAACUACAAGUCAAUCGCAGAUGUGCUUUGGAAACGUCGAGGUUAGAAAGAGGUCUUCGGCCGGAAAUACUAAACCCAAUAGCCCGCGCGACGGUUCCAUUUAUCCCGGUCUGCCUUCGGUAUACGGUCGGUACCAAGGAUCCAAUGUAAACCCGGUUGAGGCGACCCACCAUGAAAACCUUAUACAAUCUAGUUCCAGUGUCAACGAUCGGCCACAAACACAAGCCUUAUCCUUAGUUACAAGGAAACUUACUAAAGAUCGCAAUCAAAGCCCUUCUAGUUUCGAUUCUCUUACAAAUGAUGAUGCCGGAGACGACAUCGGACGAUGUUCCAGUAAUGAUAUUGAUUCAGAUGCUAGACUUCCUUCGACUGCUAAACUCCAAUCUGCAUCAGUAGGACCACAAACAAACUGUCACUUGCAACACGCAGCUUCCAUCCAACGAAAGUUAUCCAGAGACUCCCCAUCAAUUACAAACACCUCAAAAACCCAACGAAGAAGUCGUAGUAGGUCGCCAGAUUUUAUGGAAAGCAAGCAGCAACCAUCUACCUCGCCGUAUCUUGCACGUCCCGGUUAUUCCGCUAAGGAUCCAUCUUUCUUCGCUUCUGCAAACUGGCCAUCCAUUCCGGAUUCAUCAGCUUUCCGCAAUACGCUUGGUCAUCAAUCACUUUCACCCACCCACGAUCAUUACAGCCGAUUCUUUAAACCUGAAAACAUAAGAAACAAAGUUCGUUCAGUGAAUAUGUCGGGUUCAAUGGGGCAGCAUAAGACCCCACUUUCCACCCCUAUGAUCGGAGGCUCUAUGUUUCGUAACCCAUCUUAUCCACCAGCAUCUAAUACAUCGUCUUCAAUCUACCCCUUCACUUCACCUCAGCUUCCUUUCCCGUUGCAUCCUGUUUUCCAGCAGGGGCAUCUUGCCAGGGCUCUUGCAAGCGACUACAACCGUAUUCGAGACAGCUUUGAUCCGUCCGGGGGAAUUCGAUUUAUUUCAACCAGAACACCAACCAGAGAUACAAUAAAACCAAGAGCUUCAAUGUUAAGUGGUCAUCAUAUAGAUUCAAAAUGCGUUUCUCCAGACUAUGGGAGUCCAUGCUCCGAUGUAGGAGCCUACUCGUCAUCGAUGCAAGAAGGCCUUACUCCUCAACAUUUGAAAAAGGCAAAGUUAAUGUUCUUCUACACCCGAUAUCCAAGUGCAAAUAUGUUGAAAGCGUACUUUGCCGAUGUUAAGUUUUCUCGUGCCACCACUUCGCAACUGAUCAAAUGGUUCAGCAACUUUCGGGAGUUCUAUUACAUUCAAAUGGAAAAGUUUGCCCGCCAAGCACUUACUGAAGGAAUAACCGAUGUAAACCAAAUCCUGGUGACACGGGACAGUGAAAUACUACGAGUUCUCAAUCUUCACUACAAUAAGAGCAACGAUUUUCGAGUUCCAGAUCAAUUCAUCGACGUCACUCAAACAAGCCUACAGGAGUUUUACCUGUCAAUCAAAGCUGGCAAGGACAGAGACCCAGCGUGGAAGAAAGUAAUCUACAAAGUGAUUUGUAAACUAGAUCACGAUGUUCCGGACAUUUUUAAGUCCGCGAAUGUUCUCGAUCGACUCUGUGACGCCCACUUGUGAUUAUUCAAAGCGGUGAUUUUAGAAUCAAACAAUAAACCUAUUGCGGUGUUAUUUACAGACAUUUUUUAUUACCCCCUUGAUUUGGUCAUUUAGCUGUAACUUACUGCCUUCGGUGUAGAUGUGUAUUCAAUAUUUAUGUAUAUAUAUCUGUAAGAAAUCACUUCUCUGUAUAUAUUGCAAUUUGUUUCUAUUACUUUUGCUUCAUGUGCUGGCAACGACGCAUCACUUAGUGGGUUAUUUUCGUUUAGCGUAAAUUUGUUUUCAAUUCUAUUAUUUAGGUCAAAUUCGGUGAAAAUUAAAAGUUGCCAUUCGAAAUCAUAA
Molecule: messenger RNA, 3764 nt
Organism: Ciona intestinalis (vase tunicate)
Lineage: Eukaryota; Metazoa; Chordata; Ascidiacea; Phlebobranchia; Cionidae
Biological process (GO): regulation of transcription by RNA polymerase II
Cellular component (GO): nucleus
Molecular function (GO): DNA-binding transcription factor activity, RNA polymerase II-specific; RNA polymerase II cis-regulatory region sequence-specific DNA binding
Source: RefSeq, a predicted model, not a curated record